This is a messenger RNA of Medicago truncatula (barrel medic), 1206 nucleotides long. RefSeq lists its product as uncharacterized. NCBI's taxonomy places the organism in Eukaryota, Viridiplantae, Streptophyta, Magnoliopsida, Fabales, Fabaceae. The transcript has a single exon. The record is from RefSeq and is a predicted model, not a curated record. The coding region runs from base 1 to 1206 and encodes 401 amino acids.
AUGAGAAAGGAGGUUAAACGGAAGGGGAAAAAAAAGGUGAAAGGGGUUCGAAGGAAGAGGUCUGUGUUACCACCAAGUGAUAUUGAUUCAGAUAGUGGUUACGAGGAUUGCUAUGUUGAGUGUAGAGAUGCACCAGGUCAUAGAGAGAGUUAUUAUGAAGAUGCUGAUGAGAAUGGUGGUGGAAGUGGUAUUGUGCAAGGUAGAAGGGAAGGUGAAAGUGAAGGCGACGAUUCAUAUCAUUCUGAAGUGCUGAAGUCUCCAAUAAGUACAGAUUCUGAUAGUGACGGUACUAAAAAGACCAUUUUCCCUCAGUUCAAUGAAGGUGCAUCAUUUGGUGAAGUUGUUUUGGAAGUGGGUAUGGAAUUUGCAUCAUUGGCUAUUUUUAAAGAAGCUGUUAGGGACUACACAAUCUGGAAAGGAAAAGAUAUACGUUGGGUAAAAGAUGAGUCAUACAGAGCGAGGGCUAAGUGCAAGCAGGAUGUUAAAGGAUGUCAGUGGGAAAUAUACUACUGCAGGAAUGAUCGAAGAAAAAGCUUUCAGAUUAAGACAUACCAUGAACGCCAUACUUGUAGUAGGGAUUCUUACAUAUCGGCAGCAAAUAGAAAAUGGGUGGUUAAGAUGCUAGUGGGUAAAGUUAGAGUUCAGCCAACUAUUUCACAUAAAGAGGUAUAUGAUUACUUCAAGCUGGCUUUUAAUGUGAUUCUUUCUGACUCAAAAAUAACAAGGUCAUUAAGGGAAGCUAGAGAAGUUGUUGAAGGUUCUGAAAAAGAACAAUAUGGUCUAGUUUGGGACUAUGCCAAAGAGUUAGAGAGGAGCAACCCGGAAUCAACAUUAAAGAUAGAUACCAUACCUAGUCCUAAUUCUCCACCCCAGUUUCAGAGGUUCUAUGUUUGUCUUGAUGCAUGCAAGAGGGGUUUUAAAGCUGGUUGCAGACCAUUCAUAGGUUUGGAUGGAUGCUUUUUAAAAGGUUAUUAUGGUGGUCAAUUGUUGUCUGCUGUUGGCCAAGAUGCAAAUAAUCAUAUUUAUGUGAUUGCUUAUGCAAUUGUGGAUAUUGAAAACAAAGAUAAUUGGAAAUGGUUUCUUUCGUUGUUGCAAGAUGACUUGGGUCAACAUACUGAACAUGGUUGGAACUUUAUAUCUGAUAUGCAGAAGAUAUUAUUACUAGUUUUGACUACUUCUGUUAUUACUUGUUUUGAAUAUGUGUAG